CCUCUCAUCGUACAAGGAGAAACAGAUGACCCUACGACGUAUAUCGGCAACAAGGUCACUAUCCAAAUUGCACUCUCGGCCAAAGAUGCAGGAAAUGAUUCAGCUAGUGCCACAGUGAAUGUAUUGAAGCAUGAAAACCUAGUCAACAACUAUGGAAAUGGAACAGAUACCCAAGCUCUGGCUCUCAGUGCAAAAGGCUCCCGACAAGGUUUUUAUGGUUGCUCUUUUAGCAGCUUUCAGGAUACCCUCAGAGCAUAUAAAGGAACUCAACUAUAUAGUCGAUGUUAUAUUGAAGGCGCCGUUGACUUUAUUUUCGGUCGGGAUUCAAUGACAUGGUUCGAGCAAACGACAAUUGGGAUCAAGGCUUCAAAUUCAAAGGAAACGAUCACAGCUAGCGGAAGGAAUUAUGAAGAAAGUUUAGGAUUUUUCUUAUUUAAUCAAGCCAAGAUUAUUUCAGUGGGUGCCAAAGCUAAAUCUGCAUAUUUAGGAAGACCAUGGGGAAUCUUUGCUAGAGUAGGAUUUCAAAAUUCAUUUAUGUCAGAUGUGAUUAAUCCGGUUGGAUGGAUUGGUUGGAAUGUACCUUUAGAUCUUAGAAUUGAUUUUAUUGAAUUUGAAGAAUUCAAUAAUACUGGACCGGGAUCGUUGGGGAAAAGAGAACUAUCAAAAUCUUUACUUAAACCUUAUGUUCUUUCUGAUAUACUUCAACUGAAUUAUACUGAAUGGGUUGAUUUUAAUUAUCUUUAA
Melampsora larici-populina 98AG31 is the source of this 744-nucleotide messenger RNA. Its product is annotated as family 8 carbohydrate esterase. NCBI's taxonomy places the organism in Eukaryota, Fungi, Basidiomycota, Pucciniomycetes, Pucciniales, Melampsoraceae. The transcript has 6 exons. Gene Ontology annotation, biological process: cell wall modification. The annotation marks the transcript as partial. Gene Ontology annotation, molecular function: pectinesterase activity. The record is from RefSeq and is a predicted model, not a curated record.